Messenger RNA from Danio rerio (zebrafish), 1088 nucleotides. NCBI's taxonomy places the organism in Eukaryota, Metazoa, Chordata, Actinopteri, Cypriniformes, Danionidae. The record is from RefSeq and is a predicted model, not a curated record.
UUCUGAUCCAGACACUGUAUAAAUGAAAGGACAGAAAGGAGAGCAGAACAAACUUGAAACAGACUCGCUCAUGGCCAAUGAGACAGAGGAUCAGGAGACUCAAUACUGCUUCCCUGACAUCAACUCAUCAUGUGUGAAGGGGCUGCUCUCUAAUCAUGGAUAUAUCAUCACAUAUGUGUUUGCAUCAUUGCUGUCAGCAUGGACUGUGUUUCUGAAUCUGCUGGUGAUCAUCUCCAUCUCUCACUUCAAGAAGCUUCACACUCCAACCAACAUGAUUAUUCUCUCUCUGGCUGUAAAUGAUCUGCUUAUUGGAGUUGUCAUGCCUGUAGAGGCCAUCAGACUGAUUGAGACGUGUUGGUAUUUUGGAGACACUUUCUGUGCACUUUAUUUAUUAUUUGUUGAAUUACUUCUAUCAGCAUCUCUUAGUAAUUUAGUUUUAAUUGCUGUUGAUCGGUAUGUGGCUGUGUGUCACCCUUUACUGUAUCCACAGAAAAUAACCAUCACUAAAACACUAAUGAGUAUCUGUCUGAGCUGGGCUUGGCUCUUAGCUUAUAUCGUUGCCCCUGUAAUUAAUAGUAGACAUUUUUACACUUCACAUGGAACAGAUGAAUGUUAUGGAGAGUGUUUAGUCCUCAUCAGUUUUAGUUGGACAGUCACUGAUCUGUUCAUGUCUUUUAUUUUUCCUUGCACUGUGAUCAUAAUGUUAUAUUCAAGGAUAUUUUUUGUCGUUCAUCAGCAAGUGAAGGUUAUAAACUCUCUGAUGAAGGGUGGUAAAUGUGUAACGGAGGGUUCAGUGAAGAGGAAAUCUGAGAGUAAAGCUGCUCUGACUUUAGGAAUCAUUGUGACUGUUUAUCUGCUCUGCUGGAUUCCAUAUUAUAUCUGUUCUCUAACUGUAAUCUCUUCCACAAUUAUAAAUGUUUUAAUAUGGUUUUUGUAUGUUAACUCAGGUCUGAAUCCUCUGGUUUAUGCUUUAUUUUACCCCUGGUUUAAAAAGACAGCUAAACUCAUCUUAACUCUGAAAAUAUUUCAGCCGGCGUCCUCUCUGGUUAAUAUUUUUACAGAUCAUUAGUUAUAAUCACUAGCAAAGC